Nanorana parkeri is the source of this 810-nucleotide messenger RNA. RefSeq names its product olfactory receptor 11L1-like. NCBI's taxonomy places the organism in Eukaryota, Metazoa, Chordata, Amphibia, Anura, Dicroglossidae. Gene Ontology annotation, biological process: G protein-coupled receptor signaling pathway. Gene Ontology annotation, molecular function: G protein-coupled receptor activity; olfactory receptor activity. Gene Ontology annotation, cellular component: membrane. The transcript has a single exon. The record is from RefSeq and is a predicted model, not a curated record. The coding region runs from base 49 to 810 and encodes 253 amino acids.
CUCCUCAUCAUUACACUUGUCUCCACAAGCCAACGGCUACAAUGCCCGAUGUUUUACUUUCUCAAACAUCUUUCCAUCUCUGAGAUCUUGUUCACUGCUAACAUUACCCCUAAUAUGCUUCACGUCUUAUUGAGAAAUGGCAGUGUCAUGUCCCUUGCAGGAUGCAUUAUUCAGUUCUAUGUGUAUAUCGCCUCAGGUAGUGUAGAGUCUGUUCUGCUAACAAUCCUGUCCUAUGAUCGGUACAUGGCUAUCUGUAACCCUUUGAGAUAUGCUGAGAUAAUGAAUCUCCAACUCUGCCGGACUCUUGUUUCUGUCUCCUGCUUUCUUUGUUUUACAGUUGUCUUAACAACAGUAAUUCUUCUUUGUCAGCUGGACUUCUGUGGGCCUGACAUCAUUGACCAUUUCUUUUGUGAUUUUGAUCCGCUUGUGGAUCUUUCUUGUUCAGACACCUCGGUGGUGAGAACAGAAGUUGUAAUCCUCUCCGUCCCUGUGGUGGCCUCCACGUUUUCAUUCAUUAUAUGGACGUACAUGUAUAUAUUUAUAACCAUCUUCAGGAUCUCCUCCUCUGCAGGGAGACAGAAGGCCUUCUCCACUUGCAGCUCACACUUGGCUUCAGUAUGCUCAUAUUAUGGUCCUCUUAUUGUAAUAUACAUGGUGCCUUACCGAAGAAACUCCUUUAACACGAACAAGUUCUUAUCAAUACUGUACACCGUGCUGACCCCAUUGUUUAACCCAUUAAUUUACAGUUUAAGAAAUGAAGAACUUUGUCUUGUCUUAUGGAAACUUUUGAGACUCAACACAACAGCUUAG